CAUGCUCGCGUCUGCCUUGAAGCGCGGGUUCUCGACCGCCGCGCCGUCCGUGGGCCGCAUCACCCAAAUCAUUGGUGCCGUCGUGGAUGUUCAAUUCACGAACAACUUGCCGCCCAUUCUUAACGCUUUGGAAGUGCAAAACACCAACGACAACGUCCGCAUCGUGUUGGAAGUGGCCCAGCACUUGGGUGAAAACACCGUGCGCACGAUUGCCAUGGAAGGUACGGACGGUUUGGUCCGUGGCCAAGAGUGUGUGGACACUGGCAACCCGAUCAUGGUCCCCGUGGGUCCUGAAACCCUCGGCCGUAUCAUGAACGUGAUCGGUGAACCCGUGGACGAGCGUGGUCCCAUCACGUCGGUGCACAAGGCGCCGAUCCACUGCGCCGCCCCUUUGUACACGGAACAAGGUUCGGGUGCCGAGGUGUUGGUGACGGGUUUGAAGGUCGUGGACUUGUUGGCCCCGUACGCCAAGGGUGGUAAGAUUGGUCUUUUCGGCGGUGCCGGUGUCGGCAAGACGGUCGUGAUCAUGGAGUUGAUCAACAACGUGGCGAACAACCACGGUGGUGUGUCUGUGUUUGCGGGUGUGGGGGAACGUACGCGCGAAGGCAACGAUCUGUACCACGAAAUGAUUGAAUCGGGUGUGAUCAAGCUCAAUGCGGACGGCACGACGACGGGGUCGAAGGCCGCGUUGGUGUACGGUCAAAUGAACGAACCCCCUGGUGCGCGCGCCCGUGUCGGUCUGACCGGUUUGACGGUGGCCGAGUACUUUCGUGACGUGGAAGGCCAAGACGUGUUGUUGUUUGUGGACAACAUUUUCCGCUUCACGCAAGCGUGCUCGGAAGUGUCGGCGUUGUUGGGUCGUAUUCCUUCGGCCGUGGGGUACCAGCCCACGCUGGCGACGGAUUUGGGUGCGUUGCAAGAGCGCAUUACGUCGACGCUGAAGGGUUCGAUUACGUCGGUGCAAGCGAUUUACGUGCCUGCCGAUGAUUUGACGGAUCCGGCCCCGGCCACGACGUUUUCCCACUUGGACGCGACGACCGUGUUGUCGCGCCAGAUUUCGGAACUCGGGAUCUACCCCGCCGUCGAUCCGUUGGACUCCAAGUCUCGCAUGUUGGACCCCCGUGUGAUUGGGGAAGAGCACUACGAAGUGGCCCGCGCGACGCAAAAGUUGCUCCAGGACUACAAGGGUCUCCAAGAUAUCAUUGCCAUUUUGGGGAUGGACGAAUUGAGCGAAGACGACAAGCUGACGGUCGCGCGCGCCCGCAAGGUGCAAAAGUUUAUGUCGCAACCCCUCCACGUCGCCGAAGUGUUUACGGGCAAGCCGGGCAAGUUUGUGCGUUUGGAGGAAACGGUGUCGUCGUUCAAGGCGAUCUUGGCCGGCGAGUACGACGACUUGCCGGAAGCCGCGUUUUUCAUGGUCGGUGGCAUCGAAGAAGUCAAAGAAAAGGCCAAGGCCCUCGCCGCCGAAUUGGAAGACUAAACCAGCAUAAAGGACACCCUACAACCAGCGUUGUAUAUGAACUCGACGGCGUUCUCCUGUGUGGCGAUUGUGCGCAGGAUGUGUGUGUGUGUGUGUGUGUGUGUGUGUGCUGAUCGUGAUUUCUCGAGAGCAUGC
This is a messenger RNA of Aphanomyces invadans, 1615 nucleotides long. Its product is annotated as ATP synthase subunit beta, mitochondrial. The record is from RefSeq and is a predicted model, not a curated record. The transcript has 2 exons. Lineage: Eukaryota; Oomycota; Saprolegniomycetes; Saprolegniales; Verrucalvaceae. The annotation marks the transcript as partial. Gene Ontology annotation, biological process: proton motive force-driven mitochondrial ATP synthesis; proton transmembrane transport. Gene Ontology annotation, molecular function: ATP binding; ATP hydrolysis activity; proton-transporting ATP synthase activity, rotational mechanism.